UAAUGCCCUUCUAAACUCUACUCUUUUGGCCGAGUAGGGCGCGACGAAGCGCGGUUCUUUUUCUAGUCGUCAUUAACAAUGCAUUAGGCAGCGCGCGAUCUCAAGCCAUCCGGCAGCAUCGAUGCCAACUCCUCUUCUCGAGCAAACGCCUUGAUGACAAGUUGCCAUUAGCAGGCGGCUCCGUAUAGUAGAAAGAGAAGACGACCUGUGUUUUGGGGUUUAGGGUUUAAAGCAGGCCAAAAAAAAAGUUAUAAAAAGUAACGGAGCGCGACGAGGGUAGAAAGCGGAAGGCCCGCCGCUUCCCCUUCUUCAUUCCCGUCCCACACACGCCGCCGCCGCCGGUGCGGCUCGCUUCCGUCCCCCCCGGUCCGCGCGGGCUGCCUGCGGGAGCAGGGUGGCAGGGCACUCCGGCAACCACGUGGGUGGGGAGGCGACGACACCACCCUAUGCUCUGUCCUCGCCCGCAGGGUAAGAGGGGCCGGCUGUUGCGGGCUCUGGGCUCAGACCUCUCACCUCGGGCCUCAGAGAGUCAGAGCGAGAGUCGGUCCAACGGCUACUGGUUCCACUGUCUCCGCUUCCAGACUCUACGUUCCUGUCUCGUUCAAAACCCUAAACCUUUCCUCUCCAUCGGACUCUCGCCGCCGCCCCAUGGCGGCGGAACCAAGAGAGCCCACAUCCUCGCUGGAUGCCCAGCUCGCGGCCUCUUCCUCCUCCGCAGCCGGCGUAGGCGGCCCCAACCCGUGCUGCGCGACGCAGUGGAAGAAUUGCCAGAAAUUGGUGAGGAGCCGGACGGCGCUGCGGGAGGCGGUGAAGCUCCUGCAGGCUGAGAACGAGAAGCUGCGGAAGGAGAACUCGGAGCUCAGCAAAGUGUGCAAGGAGGAACACCUCCGAGGUGAUUCAGCAGAAGCAGCUAGGGCAACUGAGUCUGAUGCCAGAGAUCUAUUGGAAAAGGAGAUAAUUGAAUUAAAGACACAGAACAUGAGUUUGAAGCAAACACAAAAUACCUGCAAAAAUAAUGAUGAACUUUUACGUAUCUCUGAAUUAGAGGAAGAAAAUAGAAAGCUCAUACAGAUUUUAGGAGAAGAAAGGAAGAAGAUCACUUCUGAGAAGAAAAAAAUUGAAGAAGAAAAGUGCAAAACUCUAGAAAUGCAAAGGAUAUGGAAGUCAGAAGCACAGAAGUCUGAAGAGUAUAGAAGAGUUGCUGAUACUGAAAGAAAAGUUGCCAAUGAUUGGAGAGCAUCAUGUGAAAGGUUGAGGAGUGAAGCAAAUGAACUCAGAGCUCAGUUGACUGCUCAAAUUCAGAAAACAGAAGAAAUACUUAAAAGGGCUGAAGCGGAGAAGCAGAAGGUCGCCAGAGAAAAGAAACGUGCUGAUUCAGAGAAAUCAUUAUCUGAAAAGAAUAGAACACUUGUUGAAGUUGAGAAGAAAAAAGUAACAGAAGAAAAGUGCCGUGCUGACAAUUUAUUUGCUAAGUUAGAGGAGCAGAAGAAACUCAAUGAACAUUUGCGAACUAGCAUACAGGUUGAAACGAAGAAUGCAAUAGAAGAGAAAAAACGAGGAGACCAUUUGUUUCAGAAAUUAGAAGAGAUGAGAGAACAGACUGAAUGUUUACAGAGAAAGGCAAAUGAAUUCUCUGCAGGUAGAGAUGUAAUUUCUUCUGGCAAGUGUGGCCGGCGACACAUUGAUAGAAUUUCUGAGAAUGCAAACGUUAAGCUUCUCAAAGAGAAACUUAAGCUGAAAAAAGAACAACUAAAGCAUGUCAAGAAUGUGUCCAAGCUAGAUAAAGCAAAAACUGCUUUAAUAAGAAGAGAGCUUCAAAGUUUAAAGCAAGACUGGACACAGCUACUGGGUCGGUUUAACAUGCUGGAUGACCACCUUGCACGUGGUGUUGAAGAUAUUCAUGUCUUAACACAGUUGAAUCAGCAUCCAGAGAUACAUGGCUUUGAACAGAAGCUGCUUCCUAAUGAUUCAGUUCCUGCCCCAUAUUUUCGGUUGCAGGCUGGGACAGUUCCAUUUGGCUCUUCUAUCCCAAGUGAAUACACUUCAUAUCAGUUGCCCAGAGAAAGCUGCUCACGAUCAAUCUCAGGUACUAGUUCUGAAUUAUGCCCCCCUCUUGGUAGCUCUCACAGACUGCUGAAGUCAAAAUGUCAGCACAGAUCUUCAUGUCCAACAUCCAUAUCUGAUGAAAAAUUCAUGGGCUCACAGGGCAAGGAUAACCUAUUUGUCUCAUCGACAGAUAUCAGGAAAAAACAGGAUUCAGUUGUUCCCGAGCUGGCUCCUAAAAUUAGAAAUGAUAGAGCAUUGCCUUGUGGUACGCUUACAGAUAGAAGAGAAACACUUGGUGGUGAUAGGAAGAGAAAACACACCAAAAUGUCUCAAGACCCCUCUGCUUUUCUUCCCUCAAAAAAUGAUUUGCUACAUUUGAAAUCAAAGGUGCCUGCUACCACUUCAAAUGUUGCAUUAUCCUUUGAUGAUGAUCCUUUGUGUCUGCAGCAAGGAAAUAACACCAUAUGUGUUACUGAAGGUGACAUGGAUAAAGCUCCUUCAUUCAGUUUCCCUUCUAAAGUGUCUUGUGGAGGAAAUGGCUGUACUAGUAGCAAGUUUGCUUCAUUGAUCCCCUUUGAGGAAAUGGUCAGGGAAAACUGCUUAAAGUUGCUCAAUUUGGAUGAUGAUGCAGAUGAGGAAAAGUUUAGAAAGGCAAAGGAGAGACCCCAUUCACCAAACCUGAGCAUCAUCCGACCCCGUAGAACUAAACUGCCAACGUAUGCAGAACCUCACAGCUUGGGUAGAUCUCUCAACGGUUGUCCUGCCUUAGGAUCUGAUGCCAUUGAUUCCAAGACAAGGUCCAAAGCAUCGGAAGUUAAAGAGCCUGUAAUUCAGAAAUCGACUCAAAAUUAUAUCCAGCUUGAUCCGUCGUCAAAUACAAUCGAGUGUAGUGGCAUUGCUAAACCUCUUUUUGUGAAUGAUAAAUCCAAUGCAGCUGUCAAUGUUUCUUGUAGCACCAGUUUGGUUGUAGUGCCAGCGAGCACUUCUUUUGACAGCCUUUUGCAUGAGCAUGUGGCCCAGAAUUCUGUAGCAUCUUCUGCUGAGGCAUUAGACAGUAUAAGCAGACCAAUGUUAUCGGGAGGUGGUCAUUCAGAUUCCAUUUUACAUUUGUCCAAGGAAGUGUCUAACAAAAACAACUCACAUCUGAUUUGUGACAAAUCAAGUCCUGGGCUGCAAGCUAAUGUUCGGACAAGUGAAACAACAGUGACCAAGCCAAACAAUUCGGUCUCGAAUAGUUUGCUUCGGCACCAUCAUGGAUCCGAAAACCCUCCAUUGCACUUAGUUGGAUUUACAAGAAUGAAAAGAAGCAAAAUGAUUAACAUAUUUCGGUAUUGGGAGAUACUGAGUUCUCAAUCUCAAAAGCAUUCUGACGAAGCUUCAGUUGAUGGUCCACUGCUUGAUAAAGUGUCAACUGACACAAUGCUACCUAUAGACGAGAAGGUUUCCCUCAUAUUUUCCCUUUUGUUGUGGGAUACUAGAUUCACUGAAGAAACUUUUGUGGAUGGAAAUUUUGCCUCAUCAGCUUUUUCGUCGAGUGUGAAAUCUCAUAUGGAAACAAGGUGGACCAUUCUGAGAGGGAAUGACCUUGAUCUUCUUAACUCCUUAAUUGAAGAUUUUCUCCUGAACAAAGAAGUUGUAGUCUGCGAGAAAACAGGACAGAAGGUUUUUGGCGCAAACAAGGAUCAUGAAUUGGAUGAUGAAACUGGUGUACAGCUAUCUGUUAAACCUGCAAAAAUAAAUGAAUUUAUCGCGGCUUGCAUUCUGUUGGCUUCAAUAUGCGGGGAAGUUGGUAGAGUGGACAUUGUAUUAGAGGUUUCGUACAAAGUUCUUCAGAUGGGUAAAAGUAAUAUUUUGUGGACUCUACUGGCUCUCCAUGUCUUUGCUUCCAUGUGUGGUGAUAAGUUUCUCGCACCAAAGAGUUGCAACUUUCUCAUGACAACUAUACGGUUAGUUGUCCUGCUUCUUGAGAGCAACGACACUUCUCUGUGCCUUGUGUCAUCAUAUAUCCAGUCAAACAAGCCAACAACAUUACCAUCCUGUGCACAUUGUCUGUUUAAUGUGGAUACGGUUUCCAUUGAUGGCUUCAUCUCUUCACUGUUGGAUGAGUUGGAUUUAUGUUCUCUGCAAUGGAACAACCGCACCUGCUCAAAUGAAAAUAUCACAAGGUGCAGUUCGCAUAUGGUAUCAAGUGGACUUGAUACCAGAUGUAGUGAAACUUGUAAUAUCUUCAAGCAAGGAAAACUAUCUGAGGAUACUCAUAACUACCCAGCAGAGAUUAAUUUAUGCUACUUCACCGAGCUAAUUUCUUUGCUCGAGCUCUUUGGGAUCUAUAUGAGCUGCGAGUGGACAUACAACAAUGUCGUUAUCCGUCUUCUGGAGAUUCUGGAAUUGUGCAUGUGCCGUGACUAUUCAGCUGCUCUGUUAGUACUUGUGAGCCAACUUGGAAGGUCAUUUGUCGAUGAUGUUGGUUACGAGGAGAGAAGUGUUAGUAAGCUAAGGAACAAAUUAUCGUUAUUGUUAACAGGGGCACAUUUUACAAAAUCAUGGAGUUUAAGUGUUCAGUUUACUGCCAUUGGUGCAUUGGUCAGCGUCCUUCCACUGCCAUUUGAUAAAAUUGUUGCCACUGGAAGUAGACAAUUAUCAGGUUCCUUCGAUGUGGAAAUGAAACAGAUUUCUGAAUGGUUUGUCCAGUUAAGCAGCGAGCAUCAAUAUUUAGCUCGUUCCUUUUUUAGCUGUUAGCCUAUAUAUGUUGGCUGGGCCUUACAUGGAUCAGUGAAGAAUGCCCUGUGCAAUUUUGAUGGUCUUAUAACAUGACGUUGGAUUACUCCCUUGCUUUGACACUACAUAGAGGAUGAUGUUUAUUCACGGGUGUGGAGAUGUGAAAGUAUUAUGAAGAUCGCCAUUUUUUUGCCAAUGCUAUGUUCUUGAGUGUAGAGAAGCAGGCAGCGGCCGUUAUGAGAUUUUAGGGACCCAGGAUAAGAUUUAAAAUAGAAGUUUUUUAGUUAUUUUUAAUAUGUAAAUGUUACUAAUACAAACACUCUAGGUGUAGCUAAAAAAUAUUCAUAUUAAUCAACAAGUUAAAUAAAAAGUAUGGUAUUACCUUA
Messenger RNA from Zea mays, 5150 nucleotides. RefSeq lists its product as uncharacterized. Lineage: Eukaryota; Viridiplantae; Streptophyta; Magnoliopsida; Poales; Poaceae. The record is from RefSeq and is a predicted model, not a curated record. The transcript is spliced from 9 exons. Bases 649 to 4785 code for a protein of 1378 amino acids.